AUGGGAUAGUGUUAAGUACCACAAAUGUAAUAAAUUGAAGAUGAUUUUACAGCAAUUUAAAAAAAUGCAGUAACGCUCAAAGCAGUGCCUGAAAAACUGAAUCAAUUAGAAGCAUAGAUUAAUGGUAUUAAAAAUACAGCUGAUCAAGUAAUAUUUUCUUUAAUCAAACUAGCUCACUCAUUCAGUUAAUAAUAUUAUACAAACCAUACAAAAUAUAUAAAAGACUCUCCCAUGA
Molecule: messenger RNA, 235 nt
Organism: Paramecium sonneborni
Lineage: Eukaryota; Ciliophora; Oligohymenophorea; Peniculida; Parameciidae
Source: the annotation of a GenBank genome assembly